This is a messenger RNA of Octopus bimaculoides (California two-spot octopus), 571 nucleotides long. RefSeq lists its product as uncharacterized. Gene Ontology annotation, molecular function: metal ion binding. Gene Ontology annotation, biological process: mRNA modification. Gene Ontology annotation, cellular component: RNA N6-methyladenosine methyltransferase complex. The record is from RefSeq and is a predicted model, not a curated record. Lineage: Eukaryota; Metazoa; Mollusca; Cephalopoda; Octopoda; Octopodidae.
AGUAAGAUUGGUGUAUCUCGUCAGUUUGCUGGUGACUAUAUCUUCAUUAAACUUCAAGACAUUUGCAGUAAACAAUUAACGGAAAUAAAAGAGACAAACAAACAGGGCAAAGACCAGCCAAAUGAAAAUUCAACAAAAGAUACUAAUUCAGCUGAAGUUGAACAGUUCAAGUUUAGAAACCACAUUGCUGCUCUCCAUAUGGCUUCUGUAAAAAAGAACAAAGAUAGAAGUAAUCUUCUUCAUGAGAUUGGAUCACAUCGGCGGGCUCUCUGUGCUAGGAGAGAUUUGGAGAUUCGGCGCCAGCUCUGCCAGAUUGAUAAGAAUGUAGAACAGCCUAGCCUUUAUCCAAGUCAGAUUUUUGACAGUGACCUAUGUAAAUUAAGUGUUCAGCUUUUUAAACAAGGACAUGAUUCCAAUGGAAGGAAGGACAAUCUGAUGCUGAAAGAAGUUACUUGUUCUUCUUGAGGAUUGAGACAGAUAUAGUUGAAAUACAUACAUACAAUUUUAGGUUACAUUUUAUUUUCCUCAAAACACUUGUUUUCAUUGCUGUGCUUUGUACAUAUCACUAAAA